AUGCUCAGUUCGGUGUCAGUCUCCUCUUUCAAAGGACGCAAGGGUGGGAACAAGUCGCCCAACAAAGCAUGUUACAGUGCAGACAUGACUUGUCCGCCAGACAGCGAGAAAAUCGUAAUAAACUGCGGAGGGGUGCGACACGAGACUUACCGCAGCACCCUCAAAACUUUGCCCGGUACCCGCUUAUCCUGGCUUACCGAUCCAGACGCGUUUAGCAACUUCGACUAUGACCCCAAAAUCGACGAGUUCUUCUUCGACCGCCACCCCGGCACGUUCACGUUCAUCCUCAACUACUACCGCACAGGCAAGCUUCACUGUCCCAACGAUGUGUGCGGCCCACUGUUCGAGGAGGAGCUCGCCUUCUGGGGCAUCGACGAGACGGACGUGGAGGCGUGCUGCUGGAUGAACUACCGUCAACACAGGGAUGCCGAAGAGGCGCUGGACAGCUUCGAGCAGCCCGAGCCAGAGGAGCCGGAAGACGACCUGGAGCUGACUGCGGACGGAGAGCUCAAGAGGCUGUGCCUGCACGAAGACGGGCGCAAGAGGAGCUGGUGGAGUGUGUGGCAACCCUAUUUCUGGAAUCUUUUUGAGGAUCCGUAUUCUUCCAAGAAUGCCAAGUACUGUGCGUUCCUCUCCCUUCUGUUCAUCCUCAUCUCCAUCACCACCUUCUGCUUGGAGACGCAUGAGGCCUUCAACACCAUCUACAACAAAACAGAAAACGUGACAGUGGGCAAUGUGACGCGUCAGGAGAUCGUCUACGAGGUGGUGACCGAUGGCUGGCUCACCUAUGUGGAGGGAACGUGCGUUAUCUGGUUCACCAUUGAGGUCAUGAUGCGCGUGAUCUUCUGCCCCUGCAAGAAGGAGUUCUUCAGUAGCACCCUCAAUAUCAUUGACUUUAUUGCCAUCAUGCCCUUCUACCUGGAGGUGGCGCUGAGCGGUCUGGAUUCCAAAGCCGCCAAAGACGUGUUGGGCUUCCUGCGAGUGGUGCGCUUCGUCAGGAUCCUGCGUAUCUUCAAGUUGACGCGUCACUUCGUGGGCCUGCGGGUGCUGGGCCACACGCUUCGCGCCAGUACCAACGAGUUCCUCCUCCUCAUCAUCUUCCUCGCCCUCGGAGUGCUCAUCUUCGCCACCAUGAUCUACUACGCCGAGCGCAUCGGCGCCGACCCUGACGACCCUACGGCCGCCAAACACACAAACUUCAAGAACAUCCCCAUUGGCUUCUGGUGGGCUGUGGUCACCAUGACCACUCUGGGCUACGGGGACAUGUACCCCGAGACGUGGUCGGGGAUGCUGGUGGGCGCGCUGUGCGCCCUGGCGGGGGUGCUGACCAUCGCCAUGCCUGUGCCCGUCAUCGUCAACAACUUUGGCAUGUACUACUCACUGGCCAUGGCCAAGCAGAAGCUGCCCAAGAGGAAGGGCAAGCACAUCCCUCGGCCCACCAUGCCGGGCUCGCCCAACUACUGCAAGCCAGACGCCCUGGCCAUGGCCACCGCCGGGCCGGGGAUGGUGAGCUCAGGCAGCCUGGGGGGAGGGGACUGCCCUCUGGCUCAGGAGGAGAUCAUCGAGAUCAACAGGACAGAUUCCAAGCAGAAUGGCGACGCAGCCAACGCAGCCCUGGCUAACGAGGACUGCCCCACCAUAGACAUGGUGCUUGGGGAGGAGAGGAGUCCUGCUGCUGGGGGUCUGGGCACCGGCGGGAGCCGUGAGCGCUAUCCCCAUGACCGCGCCUGCUUCCUCCUCAGUACCGGAGAGUUCCGUGCUACAGACGGCAACGUGAGGAAAGGUUGUGUCGUGUCAUGCGUUUCGACAGGCUAUGAGAAGUCUCGCAGCCUCAAUAACAUUUCGGGCAUGUCAGGAGCCCCCAUGCGCCUCACCCCCAUCACCAACCCUUUCGAUCCCCCGGGAACCAACCUCCGCCGCUGUCACUCCCCCAUCCCCUCCAUUUUGUAGCGUCAUGAUGUGGAGAAGCAAGCCAACAAGUCAACUGCAGGAGGAGCAUCAGGAAAGAGAGACAUACCAACACCACUAGGGCACCGUGAAUGGAGGAUGGACUGACAGCGCUUGGUAGAAGAACAGAACGAAACAAUGAUAAAAUUAACAAAAAAGGCAACAUACAUAUAUAGAAAUAUGCAAUGUAUAGAAAUAUAUUUGUAUCUAUGUAUAGUUAAUCCUAUGGAGACAUGCUGUAUAUCUGUGGCGCACAUGGGAGUUGUGUGGUUUUGUGUACACAGACAUGCAUCUACCUCUUGUCCAAGAUGCAAGAGUGCCAAUUCAUCAGAAUUAUACAUCAUUCCUUUCUUUCUCACUGUUUUCUGAGGGGGGAAAGGAGGGAAAAGGAAGUGUUGAAGGAGGACAACUGUUUUCCCUCCAUACCAGACAUCAGAAAAAAAGAGACCAAAACUUCUUAAAAUCCCGAUUUCUUUUGAAAUUUUGUUGAAAUGUAGAAGAUGACGAGGUUAUAGUGACAAUGUUUAAAAAAAAUCUAUCUUGAUAUACCCAAUGUCGACAUUUUAAUUAUUGUCACUCUUAUGGAUUGUAUAUUUUCAUUUAAGCGGUUGAUUUACAGAAAUGUUUAUUUUUGUAUUUUCCGAUGUUACUGUCUAUUUUAUUAUUGAUAUUUAUUGGCAUCGAAUGUUGCCAUCUAUUAAGGUAAUGCUUAUGUCUCUAACUGUUCGUAUCCAGUUCUGUUGCUUGAAAUGUGUCUGUCUGAUUUGAUGUGAUAUUUUGGGGUUUGACCUUCCUAUCUCUCCCCCUCCUUAUUUCUCACUCUGCUACCUGCCCCUCUCUCACUAGAGACAGAGGGUUGUGUAAGGACUGAAGGUGAAAUCUUUUCACAUUUCGUAGACAUGGCAUUCUCUAUGACUAACAUUAGCAUUAGCCUUAUACAGGUGUGGACUGUAUACACUCUAGAUAGUGUUAAGCUAAAAAAAAAAAAGCUAUUAGGGCAACCUCGCUCAGCGACCGAAGCAAAAAAAUACAAUUAGACAAAACCAUUCGAUAAUUCAAAGCUCAGGACUCGUUCGGUUGAGAACUGUGCCCUCUACAGGCUCAAGUGAUGCUGUGAGAAGGUUUGACUUUUUAUUCGUUUAAAAUAUGAACUGCUGUUGUGAGUCACGUGACAUAAACUCCAUAUCUGCAUUUCAUAUCUGCACAUAUCCAAUAGUAGCCCGAGUGCCAGUUGGUUCGUGCUCUAUUACCAAGUCCUUGUCACUCAUUGUCACAUCAAACAUGUCAUGUUUAGCUUGCCAAUGACAUAGGAGUUGGCUAGACAGCACAAACAGAUCUGGGACCACGCUAAUUCAAUAGUAGUGGGUGAGAAUCCGAAAAGCCUUCAUCUGUGUAGAGUUUGAGGUGGGAGUGACAGGGAGGGUGAAAGCUUGACCUAUAACUAUGUUUGGGGUGCACUCCAUUUUGAUUGCAGUCAAUUCAGGAGAUGCAUUGAAUCUCAAUUCAUUCAUUGAAAAUCGGCUGUUAUCUUAAAUGUCGGAUUGUUUUCAAUGAAUGGUUUGGAUUUUUAUUCACCUCCAGAGUUGAUAUAAUAUAAAUGGAAUUCACCCCAACUUGCGCCAGUACUCUACACCUAGAGUAAUAUAUAUGAUAAUAUAGUUAUAUAUGGUAGUACACAUAGAUAUAUUCCCUAUAUAUGGUUUUGUUGACACCCAGACACCAGUCUACAAACUACCAAAUCUAUUUUUUCAAAUUGUCUCUCUUCAUCCCCACAUCCCUCCCUUCCUCCCCUGUCUUCUCCCUUAAUCUAGUGCUUUGGUUGUUUGUUCUUGUAUUAUAGGAAUUAUUCUUAUACCUGUUAUUGGUCCAAAUGUUCUGUACAGUUGUAAAGUUUUGACUUAUUUCAGUCUUCAUGGGGUUUCCAUUGCGAGCAAUAAGGAAUUGAUAUGUCUAUAUCCAUAAUCAAGGAAAUGUGAUUUGAGAAGACAUCAGAUUUGAUCAUAAGCUUAAUGAAUGUGUAUAUAUUUACUGUAUAUAUUAAGUGCAUAUGAAUGUGUAUAUUUCUAUACACAACAUAUAGACUAACAGCAUGCUAUUAGGGGAAAAAGCACUCGGCCCUCACAGUUUUGUCUGAGAAGAGUUGGGCUUAUAUAUGCAUGCUAAGAUGUUCUAGGGUGGAAGAGACCAUUGGUACCCUAAUGGGGAGUGGGUUUGGGAAAGUUUUAUUUUUUAAGGAUGGGGAAGGGUAACCAGUGGUCUUGUGUAGCCGCUCUGUUAUUUCUUAUCGACCUUACUAGACUAACUGGUAAUAAUAAUUACUUUAUGAUUGAUCAUUUUUGUUAUCUUUUUACAGAGAACUAUUCUGAGAGCUCAGUGCUUAUCAGGUAUAUGCAAAAAGAAGCAGUAACUGUGAAUUAAUACUAGAGAAACAAAUCGACUUCUUCCUUUUCACACGUUAGUCAGAACACGUCCUCAAAACUCAAUUUCCCUCGGUGAAAACCACAUCGGCCAAAGCCCACCCAAACCCUACCGACUUUUCAACACACUUCCUCUCCUCUCUGUUUUCCCUCUCUCUUGUUCCAUCAAUCCAUCCUGUCCUGUCUUGUCCCUCUCUGGCUUGAAAUAUCCUGAGAUACAGUACAUACUCAACAUUUUAGGGGUUUAACGUUUGAAACGAUACGAUAACCUCCACUAUGUGGAGGGAAAGCUCACACAACGUUUUGCAUUAUUAGUGACAUUUUUUGUUGUUGAUAAACUAAUAACCUGUAACCUGGGAUAUGAUGUGCAUUACUUCGUUUUGCUACACCUUGUGGUUACUUAUUAGGACAGUUAUUGAGUCAUAGCAGAUGGAAAAACUAACCUCGACUGUCACGAACAAUCUACAAAUAGACUAUACUUCCCCUCUGGUGGUAGAAUUCACACGUAACCAACCGUAGGCUACAGACAUGGAUGACUCAUUGUUGAGCAAAAAUGCUUAUGCUACUUCCUUGUGCAUCCUGCACGUUCUUUAAACUUUAGGCUGCAUCUGAAAUGGCACCCUAGUCCCUAUAUAGUGCACUACUUAUGACCAGAGCCCUAUUAUAGGGAAUAGGAAUAGUCAAUACCCACUGGGCACAACGUGGAAUAGACAUUGAAUUAACAUCUGUUAACAUCAACGGGUCGUGAAUUUUCCUCCAUUGUCACUGGGACAGGGAGGUGCUGCUCUUUGACAAGCAGUAGGAGGUGAGCAUGUGACAUUCUAGAAUGGAUCAGUAGAGGUAGUUCUGAUAGGUGGUUAUUUUGCUCAUUAUUGACGGGCAAGUUGAUGGUUUAGUUAGUGGGGUCAGUUAGUAGAGUGAUGUUCAGGUCUGUGUAUUAUAGCAUGUUUUUGUUCAAUCGUUGCAGAUAAAAAAAAAACUCUGAAGAAGUUCUUCAGACACUUUUUUACCAAUCCUAAGAAAGGAGAAGGACUUUAAGAUGCUGAAAUGGAGGAUGUUUGUAGUCUAGUCAACAACUGACGUAGAAAUGAAUUGAAUAAUAUCACCAGUGCAAUGUUUUUGACUACACCUCUGUCUUCCCCCUUUUCCACAUUUCCCCUUUCCCUCUCUUCGUCAGUCUCCCUACACUCACAACUCAGGUAUAUCUCUCUCUAUGUUGGUUUAAAUCAGUGCUUCCAGACGUAAUGUCUAUCAGAGCCGAACAGAGAGAAGGUUUGAAAAUGUUUUGCUUCCUCUCUGCUGUAUGUAUGGACGUGUAAAUAUUGUAUGUGUCCUGUGUUCUCAUCCCAGCUCACCUAUGUACCCUGUUAUGUGAUUCUGAGGUUGUUUUGUCCCUCCCCUCUCCUCUCUCUCCGACACACACGUUUCACCACCAUCUCAACCUACCCACUUUCUGCUAUAAUUUGUUGUAUUGGUAUUUUGAGAUGUGCUUUCUCUACUGUUUCCAUUACAAAAUCCCAAACUGAAACAACAGACUUUGGGAAAAUGAAAAGACCCAUAAACGUUAACGUUUCAUCUCCCCUAAAAGUGGAUUACAAACGUCUCCCGAGGAUAGGAGUGGACAGAAAAAAGGACAGAAAGACUGUCAGAUGUUACGUAUGAUGUUUUUGUUUUUUUGGGGGGGGAAGGGGGUAGGAACUGUAUAUAUAUAUUUAAAAAAAGGAUUGUCAUCAAAGGAAGAACCAUGAAAUGGAGGACAGUUUGGGGAAGAAAGAAAAAAACUAAAUGAGAGGAGGAAGUAAGCUGAUCACUUCUCAGUUGUUGAGUUUCUAAAAUUCCCCUUCCUGUCCAAGAAGAGGAACAACCAUAGGACACAAUUCACCCAGAGCUCCCUACUGGAUUCACUGUGGGCUGAAGGGAUGCGUAACCGGAGAGAGAGGGAGAGGGAGAGAAAAAAGGAGAGCGAGCGAGAGAAAGAAAGAGAACUGAAGGUGAUGGUGAUACUGGGCGGAUGAUAGAGGACAAAGAGAGUCAAAGAGAUUUGUUCAUCCCUCCGCACCAGAAGCAUCCUUCGUUCCUGUGGACUCCUCAAUCAGCACCAUCCUGUAGAAAAACAAACUCCAGACCAACAUAACAGACUUACAGACUGAAACACAUACCUUAUGUCAGCAUACUUUACACUGUCUUAUUAUACUACGUUUAUUGACAUUGAAAUCCCAGACAAAUGAUAAAAGAAACAAACAAUAGAACAGAAUGCCCCUAGGAAAGAGCCAAAGGGUUAUGGGACAGUAGGACAAUGUUCCACAACUUGGUUGUCAUCCUACUGUAUCAUAGACAAUGUAUGCUAUUAACCACUGUCAAAUGUUCCCUUAGACAAAUGACAUGUUACCGGCUCUCAGAUACAGUAUAUUCAAUUGUUUUUAAAUCUUCCUAUUUGGUACUUCAAAGAUCGGACAUACAGUACGGUAGGCAACAUAAACAAACUACUGCAGUGGUCUGAGAUCACUCAACACAGUCAGCGUGGAUGUGACUACAGAAAGGCGAGCCAGGUGCUAGCCAAUGGCAAAAUACAUUUACAUAACAGUCAUUUUACUGUUUUGCAGCCAAACACUAUGCAAAGCAAUGAGGCCGAAUGACCAUUGCGUCCAGUGACUCUUGAGUCGGCCCACUAUGGUGACGCUACCUUCUUAUGUAAAGUCAGUCACAGCUGUUGGACUGUUUUCAGUGAUUGACAGCCCUUCUCUUACCCUCUCACAAGAGACACACUUCAGAAGAUACUGAAUUAUGGGCCACUAGUAGAGCAACCAGUUAUACAGUAUACCAGGCCAUUGGUCAUUUCAUAGAAACCUGCACAUAGGUCUGACAUACGAUACACUCCCUGACUGACUGAUGUUGACUCGUGUUGCAUGAGAGAGGGUGUCGGCUGACCCUAACAGACCUACUCAUCGACCACUUUGAAGGAUUUGGGACUAAAGAAAACCAGAGUGUGUGUGCGCGUGUGAGAGUGUGUGCGCUGGAGAGUUGAGGAGGACGCCAAAGGAGAGAGACACUGGAAGCAUGACCGCAAUGCGCAUGCCAAGAACGCCAGCGACUGCUGGAAAACAAGGACAUACAUUGCCCUCUCUUUCUCGCUCUCAAUCGCUCCCUCUCUUUAUCUCCAACCCUCUGCAUCUCAGCAUUGCUGCUCCUCCUCCGUAGCAAACUGCAUGGCAUGAUCGAAAAAAAAACCUGAGGAACGAAACGUAGAGAACAAAAGGAUGGAGAGAGAGACCAGAGAGACUUUAUUUUUUAAACCAAACAAUCAUAGUCACAUCAACCUUUUUCAAAAAGAUCCAAUUGGUAACUAUUUGCAAGUGUCAAGGUAACAGACGGUCAACUGCACGUUGAGAGAGUGGCUACUGUAAAGGUCUCUCUCCUUUCUGUAGAAAGGAGGAAGGUCAAAGAGCACUGCACCUCUGGGGGGAUCAGAGAGGUUCACAAGGAAGUGUGAGAAAAGAGCGGGAAGAGGGUGAACUUUGAUAAACAAUUCCGGGAAAAAGUGAAAAUGCAUUUUUAUUACUUUGUUUACCAGCAUGACUAUUCUGCAUGAGUCUACUUCUGCAAGCCCUAACCCCACCCCCCUCCCUAAAAAAGAGGGCUAGGAAUUGAAAAAAUGUACAAAAUCGAGACAAAACUAAAAAUAUUUAUGUUAUAUGCAACUCAUUUUAAAAAAGAGCAGGAUUAUAUAAAAAAAAAAUCUAUAUUUUGUUUUGGGAUAAUAAAAAAAGGAAUAACGAAAAAAAUAUAUAAGAUUGCAAGAUACACAUUGAACAAUGUUUUCUUAGACAAAUAAGAUAAACACACACCACAUAAUCUACCAGAGAUGAACUGUGCGAGGAACUUCCCCUGAUACUACAACUACUCUACUACUACUUCGAUGACUACUCUUCUCCCUCUCUGCUACUUCUUCUUCUACUGCUCUCACUCUCUGGUCCUACCGCCCUGAUUGCGCCCCCUGCUACCAAUUCUCUGUCUUCCACCCCACUGUCCAUCCAGGUCCCCUCUCCACUGUCUGUCUGCAUAACUCUGUUUAGUUGGACUGUGCUCAGAUCCGAUGGGUCAUCCAAACGGGCCGGAACGGACUAUACCUGAACUUGUCUAACAAGUUUUCCGCUGCAAAGCUGUUUGCUACGGUGUGCACCAAUGAAUACGACCAUGAUGGACUCUGUUUUUGUUCUUUCAGUCUCGUGCUCAAGGUGGGAGAUGGCAGCUUCACCACCGGGACGCGGUUGUAGACUCUAAGGUCUCGGCUAACUAAAGCAGUUUAGCGAUACCUAGCAGAGAUUAAACCUCACCCCGUCCCCAGGCUAAAACCCCAAUGCGCAUUGGGAGAAAGUCUCUGAUCUGGUGAACGAGGUUAGCGAUGACCUAACACAACAAAUAACAUUAAUUGGCUUGUGUAGCCUAAUAAUAAUGUAGCUCUGACCCUGUACUGUAGCUAGCACCUGUAGCACUGCACUGACUGGCCAUAGAUAGCGCCAUAUUAGCUCAGCCCUGAUAUUGUAGCUAUACAAGGCAUAGCUUUGUGCUGCUAUGACAUAAUGUACUGUAGGCCUAUCUCCCUGAUUAUGGAGAUGUGUAUAACAUGUCGUUGUGGCAUUUAACCCCCCCAACUCGCUUACGCUACAGCCCAUGUGACAGUCAACAGUGUUUGUUUUACACAUGCUGGUGCCCCCGGCGUUGGUGAAGCAGCCAUCUUUGCUCCAUUUCCCAGGUGGGGAUAGCAUAUUGCCAGGAAAGCUGCUGUUCAGAGAUGCGUGAAGGGAACGCCAAACGGUCUAUCUAUGCUAUCAUAAUGAGUUUAUCUAGAUAAAUUGUUGUCGUUUCUGUUGAUGAACAAAAGCUCUUGUUGACCUUCCACCACCCCUGCCUGUUUUGCAGUAUGGCUGUAUGCAUCGCACCAGGCACCUCACCACACACGCUCAACAACAACAUAUUUUUGGUUUUAUUUCCCCGUUUUUUCAUGUUUAUUUUCAAGUGAUUUUGUUGUUGUUGUUUCUAGGUCUGUAUGUAUAGGUAAUAUCACCAGUCACCGCAAACCCUUAGCUAGGCCCACAUCAGAGUUGAGAUAAUAUGUCGUUUAUCCCCAAUGAAGAGUGCCAUCAUCUGAGCCGUGGUUAGUCUCUGGUGACACUGGUCUAGCCGAGUGUUACGGCAGAUCAGGGUUCAUCUCAAGGGUGUUAUUUAAUGUUACAAUGGGGGAGGAGGAGAGGAGUGUUAAUAAUGCUGGGGGGGGGGG
This is a messenger RNA of Salvelinus fontinalis (brook trout), 9642 nucleotides long. RefSeq names its product potassium voltage-gated channel, Shaw-related subfamily, member 3a (gene kcnc3a). Gene Ontology annotation, biological process: potassium ion transmembrane transport; protein homooligomerization. Lineage: Eukaryota; Metazoa; Chordata; Actinopteri; Salmoniformes; Salmonidae. Gene Ontology annotation, cellular component: neuronal cell body membrane; voltage-gated potassium channel complex; dendrite membrane. The coding region runs from base 1 to 1950 and encodes 649 amino acids. The record is from RefSeq and is a predicted model, not a curated record. The transcript has 7 exons. Gene Ontology annotation, molecular function: protein binding; delayed rectifier potassium channel activity.